Molecule: messenger RNA, 1014 nt
Organism: Brugia pahangi
Lineage: Eukaryota; Metazoa; Nematoda; Chromadorea; Rhabditida; Onchocercidae
Source: the annotation of a GenBank genome assembly
AUGACUUUUAGAUGCCAAAUGAAUGAUAUCGUUUAUUUUAAUGAAAGUAAUUAUAUCGAAGGAAAUGUAACUUUACCCAGUUGUACAGGCCAGGGUCUCUUAUGCUCAUCUUUAUACAACAGACGCCACGUGGUAGCGUGUCUUGCAACAAUUGGUAAUGUUAUUAUUAUUCCUUUCAUAUUGUAUUUAAUAUUUAUGAAAGUGAAAGAUGGAUUUUUCAAAUAUUUCACACUGAAUUUAAUGAUUGUUUGCGUAACAUCGGCUAUUGCUGCUUCUAUAAUUGAUGCAAUUAAUGUUGCAAAACUAUUUAUUUCCAUUACAGAAAGCAAAUUACAUUUAUUUGAGAUUCGAGAAUGGAUGCGGUUUUAUGUCAAAUUAGGAAGCAUUUGGUUUCAUGCCUUAACACUCUAUGCAGUCAUAAUUUGUUAUUUACCUUACGUGAAACCCUUUUUUUAUACAAAGAAAUUUACCAAUAGGAGUCAAAAACCAUACUACGUUGCAUUACAUACUUCAGUCCUUAUUUGGAGUACUUCUGUAACUUAUCUAUUUACAGAGUCCAUAUAUCGUAUACCUUAUUUUCUAACACAUAUCACAUUGUUUAUUUCAUUAUUCAUUGCUGCUCUAAUAGGAUCGUUUAAAAUAAGUAAGUAUAAACCACUCGGUGUUGACUCUAUUCGAGUUGCAAAAGCGCAACAGAAGCGUUUAUAUUCAUUCAUUUUAUAUAGUUAUUCCAUUGAAUUCAUCACUUUGCCUAUGUUUGUUAACGCAUGCGCAAAUGUUAUCUGUAUAUCUGCUGGUUGCGAAAGCGAUUUUGUUGAUAGUUAUUUCAAAAAAACACUUCAUUUAAUUAUAUACUACUCUUAUGAGAUACGAUCGAUCGCUAUUAUCACCAUUACUAUUCUUGCCCUUGAGCCAUAUCGCCAUGCAACUUUUUCAUUAUUUAGUAGAAGGAAAUGGACUUCGGAAGUGAAGUCAAUUCAAACGGCCAAGUGGGUGACUGAUGGAUGUGUUUAA